CGCGCCCUGAUUGGAGGAAUUCUUGGCGAAGGGCGACGUCUUGUCAGAGGACAGAGGCAAGAUGGCGGCGCUGAGGAGACUGCUCUGCGGGGGGAAGAGCCACGUAUCCGUCCUCCUCCGGAGAGAAUUUCACAAGAGCUCGCCUGCCGCCCUUCAGAUCACCGUGCGGGACGCCUUAAACCAGGCUUUGGAUGAAGAGAUAGAAAGAGAUGAAAGAGUGUUUCUGUUGGGCGAGGAGGUUGCACAAUAUGACGGCGCCUAUAAGGUCAGCAGAGGUCUUUGGAAAAAGUAUGGUGAUAAAAGGAUUAUGGAUACCCCUAUAUCGGAGAUGGGAUUUGCUGGGAUUGCUGUUGGUGCUGCUAUGGCUGGAUUGAGGCCAAUCUGCGAGUUCAUGACUUUCAACUUUUCCAUGCAAGCCAUUGAUCAAGUCAUUAACUCUGCUGCUAAAACCUAUUACAUGUCUGCGGGCCGCGUGUCUGUCCCAAUUGUGUUCCGGGGCCCAAAUGGCGCGUCAGCUGGCGUUGCAGCCCAACACUCCCAAUGCUUUGCAGCCUGGUACGGACACUGCCCUGGAUUGAAGGUGCUGAGCCCCUGGAGUGCUGAAGAUGCUAGAGGUCUUCUGAAAGCUGCAAUCCGAGAUGAUAACCCAGUGGUCAUGCUAGAGAAUGAGUUGAUGUAUGGUGUCCCCUUCGAACUAUCUGAAGAAGCCCUAUCAAAAGACUUUGUUGUCCCCAUUGGAAAGGCAAAGAUAGAGCGACAAGGUAGUCAGCUCACUCUGGUUUCCCAUUCCCGGUCUGUGGGUCAUUGUCUAGAGGCUGCCAGUGUGCUCGCGAAAGAGGGAAUCGAUUGUGAGGUCGUCAAUUUGCGCACAAUCCGACCCAUGGACACUGAAACAAUUGAGGCCAGUGUAAUGAAGACAAACCAUCUAGUGACUGUAGAAGGAGGGUGGCCACAAUUUGGAAUAGGAUCAGAAAUCUGCGCUAAGAUCAUGGAAGGACCUGCGUUCAAUUACUUGGAUUCCCCUGUGUUCCGCGUGACUGGUGCCGAUGUUCCGAUGCCUUAUGCCAAGAUAUUGGAGGAUAACUGCAUACCACAAGUGAAGGACAUUAUAUUUGCUGUUAAAAAGACCCUUAAUGUUAUCUAGGUAUCAGAUGAUCUUUCACUUCAGAGGUAACAUGUCAUUUUAAACCACGUCUUACCAUCAGCAUCUUUCAUUGUCCUCCGGGUAUUUUUCAUUUUUUGUUGUUGUUGGAAAACAGACUUCUAGUGGUUGCCCAGGAUUAGAAAAACAUGUCUGCCGCCUUGCACCACCCCUGUCCAUAGGAUGUGUGUGAUAUUGCAGCUCAGCCCCAUUCACUUCAAUGGAGCUGAGAUGCAAUACCAGGCACAGCCUGUGGAUAGGUGUUGCACCGUUUUUGGAAGAAGGCAUCUAAUCCUGGACAAACCCUUUUUAAGAUGAAUCGGGGGAUGGUCUGCCCUAGACGUCUUCUAAACAUAUGCAGUCCCUUUAAGACACUCCCCCCACGUCGCGUAUUGGAGACAUGUUACGCUAUUUAUUAAUAACUCGUACCUCUGUAUGAACAGCUUGGCUGCCCACAUGCUGUAUGCCAUGAGGGCCUGUACAAUGUUGCUUUGUAUAUGAAUAAAACCUGGAAUUUAUUUUUAGGGGA
Messenger RNA from Bufo gargarizans (Asiatic toad), 1670 nucleotides. It is a transcript of the gene PDHB, whose product is annotated as pyruvate dehydrogenase E1 subunit beta. The transcript has 10 exons. Gene Ontology annotation, molecular function: pyruvate dehydrogenase (acetyl-transferring) activity. The record is from RefSeq and is a predicted model, not a curated record. Bases 62 to 1144 code for a protein of 360 amino acids. NCBI's taxonomy places the organism in Eukaryota, Metazoa, Chordata, Amphibia, Anura, Bufonidae. Gene Ontology annotation, biological process: pyruvate decarboxylation to acetyl-CoA.